AGCUUUGUAGCAGGCCAAGCGGGCCUAGCCACUAACUUCUUUCUGGACCCUUCCCUUCCAAAAUUGUUCAUUAAAACUUCGCUUACGAUGCUGGUGAGCUGUCCCAUCGUCUGUCCAGUGAAGAUUCUGAUCGAGGCGCUCAAGAAGCACCAUGUGAUCCCUCGGUUGCUGGCCUGCAAGCCAACGGCGGUGAUCGAUGUGCAAUAUCCCUGCGAUAUAAUGGUCCAUCCGGGCCGGGUAAUAGUGGUCAACGAGGUGCUCAAGCAGCCGAUCGUCCGGUUCAAGGCUGACCCGGAUCGGUUCUACACCCUGAUGAUGGUCGACCUGGAUGUGCCGCCGGAUGGCGAGUGGCUCAUCUGGCUGGUGGGCAACAUAGCGGGCUGCGACCUGGCCUUGGGCCAGACUUUGGCCGCCUACGACCUCCAGCGAGGGAUGGUGGGUGUGAACAUCCAUCGCAUCGUGUUCCUGGCCUAUCAGCAAUAUCUGGAGCUGGACUUUGACGAGGUCCUCAUUCCACAGCGCGAGGAAAAGGGUCGUGAGCAAUUUAACUGCAAUCGCUUCGCGAGGAAGUACGCCCUGGGAAAUCCCAUUGCCGCGAAUUUCUUUCAGGUGGAAUACGUUUGGCGGUGGACCCCCACGUUUUUGCAAUUCGAAAAUGAAUAAAAAGGGGUUCAAAAUAACUUA
This is a messenger RNA of Drosophila ficusphila, 684 nucleotides long. Its product is annotated as protein D2. Bases 88 to 663 code for a protein of 191 amino acids. The record is from RefSeq and is a predicted model, not a curated record. The transcript has a single exon. NCBI's taxonomy places the organism in Eukaryota, Metazoa, Arthropoda, Insecta, Diptera, Drosophilidae.